Odontomachus brunneus is the source of this 1563-nucleotide messenger RNA. RefSeq lists its product as uncharacterized. Lineage: Eukaryota; Metazoa; Arthropoda; Insecta; Hymenoptera; Formicidae. Gene Ontology annotation, cellular component: extrinsic component of mitochondrial inner membrane. The record is from RefSeq and is a predicted model, not a curated record. Bases 116 to 1414 code for a protein of 432 amino acids. The transcript has a single exon.
UAUACAUUUAAAUUGUGCACUAACGUCCUUCCUUACUUCGACUAUAUAACACAUACGUAUUACUUUUAAAUUUACAUUGCACGCAAAGUAUUCGUUAUCAACAAAAUAUAUCAACAUGGAUGACUGGAUAAAGAACUUUAGUUUUGUGGUGGAAUAUUGUGGAAGAUGCAAGCCUGAAUAUUAUAAUAAAUUCUUCCAUCCGAAUGUUUGUCACGUUUGUAAGACGACUAAAAGUGGCGAUUUGAUACCGUGUAAUAAAUGCCGCAUGAUCUUUUACUGCAACAAUGAACACAGACGGGAGCACGCUUCACAUCACAUGGAAUUGUGCCAAUAUUUGACACAAUUCUUAAAGGAAAAGGAGGAUUGGGGGAACACUCGUUAUGCACUCACGUCCGAAUGGACGCAGUCAAGAAAAGAAUUUUUGCACACGAUCAAGACACGACUGCUACGUAAAUUAAAGCCGUAUGAAGAGGAAAUGAUUAUUUUCGCAAAAUCGUGUGUUCAUUGUCAUCAACAGAUUAAUUUAAAUACUUGCCAAACAUGCUAUUCCGAUAACUAUUGUAUUGGUCAUUUACAAGAGUUUAAGAGUCAACACGAAUCAAAAUGCAAGAUGUUAAUGUUAUGUCUCAACCUAGAUAUCAGAUAUCUCAGUUUUAAUUCAUUUGAAAACAAAUUUUCUUCUUUCAAUGCUAAAUCACCUGUUGGUGACAUGAAGACAUUCAUUCUACAAUUUGUGCGAUGUCCUACGGAAAAGAACAUAGAACGGUUGCUGAGAGAUGAUUAUUACUAUUCCGAUUACGUAUCAGGACCGUUGACAUUGUGUUAUGGAAUGAAGGACGCCGGUUUAUUAGAUUUUUCAAUCAAAGAGCAUACAUAUAUUAUUCAUGUAAUAGCAGCAAAUCAUCUUGAUCUACUAUAUGUGAAAGCUUGGGAACUUUUCCUGCAUUGUUUACGUUAUGUAAAAAAGUUAACAAUUUUACUGAUAGGUCCAGAAUUAGAGAACAGAAAUAGAAAUAUUAAACUUUGUUAUCUGUGCACAUCACGUAGACGAACGCUAUGUUUCGAAUCUUAUAGUAUGUCGUACAUCCAGUAUAUGAACAGUGCGUCGUAUACGCGACCAAAUGUGAUUAUGGGAAUUCAUGCAGAUUUUAAUAAUUGGAAGACAUGGCCAACAUCUAUAUUAAAAUCACAGAUUAAUACCUGUCCAUGGCUUUUAACUACAAAAUCAGAAGAUAAAGCAAAACUUAACAUGCAUGUUAUAGAAGAGGUUCUAGGUGAAUCUGUAAGAUCUGUAUGUACCAAAAAUAAAUUUGCUUCCAUUAGACCAUGGAGAGACGUUGAGACCGGUUAUGUGAGUUAUCGCAAUGAGUAUAUAACUAUCUAUAACUAUCUAGAAGCUUUAGAGAAGCCAUAAUUAAGAAUUCGAAGCUCUGGUAAAGUAAUAUUGCUGUGAUAAUAUCACUUUAAUAACAUUAUUGUAAGAAACAUUAUUGUAUCUAUAAAAUAAAUUAUUUUGCAUAAAUGAAUUGAACAUACUUUUAAUAAAAAGCACGUUUAAUUAUA